This is a messenger RNA of Protopolystoma xenopodis, 1055 nucleotides long. The record is from the annotation of a GenBank genome assembly. Lineage: Eukaryota; Metazoa; Platyhelminthes; Monogenea; Polystomatidea; Polystomatidae.
GAGGCGUCAAAGACCUCGAGGCUGAUGGAAUAGCUCAAGUUCCCGAAGCUUGCCGAAGCGAGUUGUGGCAGGCUCUGUUGGCGGAGCUGCAACGGUUCUGCGAGAACACGACCAUCCGCGGCCUGCCGCGCAUCGUGCGCACUCCGCAACGCGGUCUUCGCCUCCUCUGGAGUUGGCUGUUCGUGUUGCUGUUGCUCGGCUGCCUCGUCUGCAUGUUCUUCCUGGCGCGACAGUACCUCGAGUACAACGUCAUCCACCCGCCGCGACUGCUCCGCGACGCGCCCAGUCCCUUUCCGUCCGUCACCAUCUGCAACCUGCGUCCCAUCUCGCCGCUCGGCUACUCGCGACUGGCCGAACGCGGCAGCAAGACGCCGCGAGCGUUCGCCACCAGCCUGGCGGAAUACGCACGACUGCGCUACCUCCGCAGGCGGAGGGACGUGGACAACUACACGCGACUUACGUCGGUCUUCACGAGCAUGGCGGCCUUUCUCGAGAGCCUUGACAGCGAUCAGGAGCGAGCACGACUCGGCUUCCAGCACGACAAGUUCAUCAUCGGCUGUCAGGUUAGUCAUGCCAGUUUACUGCAAUCACACGCACGAAGCGGAAACAAUCUAAUCUCAACUCGAAACAUGUCUCUUAUGACGUUUCAUCUCUUCACUUCUCUUCUCUUUUAUUCUCUUCUCUUCUUUUCUCUUCUCUUCUCUUUGCUUCUUUUGUUUUAUCUUCUCUUCUCUUAUCUUGUCUUUUCUUCUCUUCUCUUCCCCUCUCUUCUUUUCUCUUCUUUUCUCUUCUCUCUUCUAUUCUCUUCUCUACCCUUUCCUUCACUUCUUUUCUCUUCACUUCUUUUCUUUUCUCUUCACUUCUCUUCUCUUGUCUUCUCCUCUCCUCUCUUGUCUUCUCUUCUCUUAUCUCUCUUAUCUUAUGUUCUCAUAUGUUCUCUUCUCUUCUCUUUUCUUCUAUUCUCUUUUUUUCUCUUCACUUCUCUUCUCUUUGCUUCUUUUGUUUUAUCUUCUCUUCUCUUAUCUUGUCUUUUCUUCUCUUCUCUUUUCUUCUGA